CCAUCAUACUAAUGGCAAUCUGUGAUGCCAGCUACAAAUUUUUGGCAGUUGACAUUGGGGCCUACGCUCAGAACAAUGAUUCACGUGUGUUCAAGGAGUCUAACCUUGGCAAAGCCCUGUAUGCUGGCACAUUCCAGAUUCCAGGACCCAAACCACUACCGGGUAUUGAUGGACCUGCCCUGCCUCAUGUGAUAGUGGCUGAUGAGGCCUUUCAAAUGGCGGAAAACUUGUUGAAGCCAUACUCAGGGAGAAGACUUAAUGCCCAAAGGCGUGUCUUUAAUUAUAGAUUGACACGUGCACGCAGGUAUGUGGAAUGUGCUUUUGGUAUCCUCACUAAUAAAUGGCGCAUACUUACCACCAGCAUUCAAGUAAAGCCGGAAUCCGUGGACUCUGUGAUUAAAGCUUGUGUGGUUCUGCAUAAUUUUGUAAUAAAUUUGGAGCCAGCGUCCAUCCCCACCAUUGAGGAAAUAGCAGAGGUUCAACUUUCUGGACUGGAGCCUUACCCAAUCAGAUCAAGUGUUUCAGUGAUGCAGAUACGUGAACAGUUUUGCAACUACUUUUCAUCAGAGCAAGGUGCAUUGCCAUGGCAGCAUACAAUAUGAAUAUUGCAAGAGACAACUGGAAAUCCCAUACCUGCAUUGCUGAAACAUCACAAUUGUGUCCAUUGUAUUAUAGUUCUAUUAUGUUUUUGAAUAAAACACCACACUGUUAAACUUUAAA
Molecule: messenger RNA, 720 nt
Organism: Rana temporaria (common frog)
Lineage: Eukaryota; Metazoa; Chordata; Amphibia; Anura; Ranidae
Product: protein ALP1-like
Exons: 2
Coding region: 12-602 (196 amino acids)
Source: RefSeq, a predicted model, not a curated record